Molecule: messenger RNA, 1758 nt
Organism: Drechmeria coniospora
Lineage: Eukaryota; Fungi; Ascomycota; Sordariomycetes; Hypocreales; Ophiocordycipitaceae
Product: asparagine synthase-like protein
Exons: 4
Coding region: 1-1758 (585 amino acids)
Molecular function (GO): asparagine synthase (glutamine-hydrolyzing) activity
Source: RefSeq, a predicted model, not a curated record
AUGUGCGGCAUCUAUGCAGCCAUUUCUGCGUCCGGAUACUGUCAUGCUUCUCCCACUCUGGAAAAGCGUCUUCGAAACCGGGGCCCUGACCACCAUGGCUCGGUCGAGGAGCGGCUUGACUACGGGAACAAACCGUUGUUCCUGACCUUGACCUCGACGGUGCUCUCCCUACGUGGGGACCACGUUGCGAAACAACCACUCGUCGACGACGCCACCGGCUCCGUGCUAUGCUGGAAUGGCGAGGCCUGGAGGCUUCACGGGCGUCCCGUCGAGGGCAACGACGGCGAAGCGAUCCUGCUCGAGCUGAGUGCCGCUCGAGGCGAAGGCGAGGUGCUUGAAGUCUUGCGUGCCAUCGAAGGGCCCUUUGCCUUCAUCUUCCUUGACAAACCGGCUGGCCGUCUCUAUUACGGACGAGAUCGCCUGGGACGCCGCUCGUUGCUGGUCAGGCACGGACUUCCGUUUUCCUUGUCGAGUGUCGCCGAAUCGCCAGCUGCUGGUUGGAUCGAGGUCGAGGCCGAUGGAUGCUAUGUGCUGCCACUUGGGCUGCCCCGUGCCACGGGACACCUGUCGGCUGAACUCGUCCCCAUCAGGCGUGACUGGGCGGAAGAUGCAACGCUGGGCAUGUGGCGCGUUCACCCAGCUCACCUGCGGUCUGCUCAGGUGUCCAGCAUCGCAGUAUUCGACACCUCUAUUCCCGCCGAGAAGUGUGCAUUGACACGCCAUUCGUCUUCGGCGCAGCAGCUUCGCCGCCAGCUCAACGAGUCGCUGACGUCCCGCGUGCUGCAAGUGCCGGUACCACCCCAUUCAUCCCCAUCCGACGCCGCAGUUGCCGUCUUGUUCUCCGGAGGACUCGACUGCACCGUGUUGGCACGUAUGACAAGUGAUUUGCUACCCUCUGACCAGGCGAUCGACUUGAUCAAUGUCGCAUUCGAGAACCCGAGGAUUGCUGCUCAGCACAAGGGCGCGUCGCAGGAGGAGCUAUUCGAACUUUGUCCCGACAGAAUCACAGGGCGCAAGUCCUUUGCGGAACUAGGGGCCGUCUGCGCCGACAGAAGAUGGCAGUUUGUAACCGUAAACGUCCCCUUCUCUCUCGCGAGCGGCAGCCGGGCCGAGGUGAUUGAGUUGAUGCACCCGCACAACACGGAGAUGGACCUGUCAAUCGCCUACGCCCUCUACUUCGCCGCAAGGGGACAGGGGCGCAUCCUUGAUGAGCCGGGCUCGGCGGCACGGCCCUACACCACGACGGCUCGAGUCCUCCUUUCCGGCCUCGGCGCCGACGAGCUCUUCGGAGGCUACACGAGGCACGCAACAGCAUUUUCCAGACAAGGCUACGCCGGCCUGGUGGACGAGCUCAGGCUGGAUGUGGGACGGCUGGGCAGGAGAAACCUGGGACGAGACGACAGAGUCAUGGCGCACUGGAAGCGAGAGGUGAGAUUUCCCUACCUCGACGAGAGGCUUGUCCGAUGGGCGGUCCAGCUGCCGGCCUGGGAGAAGUGUGACUUUGAGAACCCAGGGGUCGACGGGGAGGUUGAGGCGGGGAAGAGAGUGCUGCGCAUUUUGGCGCAGGAACUGGGAAUGACGGGCGUCGCCGGGGAGAAGAAGCGAGCGCUGACGAGGCGCCAAGAUCCAGUUUGGGGCUCGAACGGCAAAGAUGGAGAGCGGUCGAGUCAAGGGGACGACGGUGAUUUCAUGACAACGACGACGACAUAUGUGAUGCCCGAGGCAAGCGCCUCUUGCGCAGGCACCCAUGGGCCGUGA